AUGGCGUACAAAAAACAAGAAAAGCACCCGUUGGAAUACGAAUAUUUGCAGCCGGAACACCUAAAAGGAUUCGAUUCAUACAAAGUUUGUGAUUAAUAACGCCCGUCACUCGAAAUGAUUAAAAAUGAUCACUUUGUUUAGUACAAUUGCGUCGACAACUCUCCUCUUUCAGUCUACGUCUCACAUCCGUUCUGGAAUUGGCUAGUUCAGGUACGGAAAAGGCGUUUGUCCGGCGGGAAUCGAAAUAUUCAGACGGUUUCAGUUCUACCCACUAACAUGGGUGCCGAAUGUGUUAACAUUGGUCGGCUGGGGAUUUGUGAUGGCCGGUUUCUUCAUUGAGGCCUAUCUUGACUACAGCAUCAACCGGAAUUCAGACGGAUCCGUGAAUCCGAUCCCCGAUUGGUUCUGGUUCGUCGCCGCCCUCUGCACAUUCCUCGGCCACACUCUCGACGGCACUGACGGAAAACAGUCGAGACGAAUCGGAGCCAGCGGACCGACCGGAGAACUCUGUGAGUUAUUCGAAUACACUUUCCUAAAAGAAAUAUACAAUUUCAGUCGAUCAUGGCCUCGACUCGUGGUCCACCGUGCCAUUCACAAUCACCAUUUUCUCGAUUUUCGGCCGCGGACGGUUCAGUAUUUCUUCGGUUGAACUUCUGUGCGUGCUUAUCAGCACUCAAAUUGUGUUUUUCACUACGCACUGGGAGAAGUACAACACGGGAAUCAUGUUCCUUUCGUGGGCAUAUGAUGUCAGCCAGUUUGUGAGUCUUUUUUCUGAAUUCAUGGUAAAAAUCGGUAUGUGUUCAGGGUCUAGUAAUCGUGUAUCUGUGGACGUACGCAGUCGGGUACAAAUGGUUCCAUUUCGAUGUGUUCGGAGGAGUUGUCAACUUCGCGUUCACGUUCGAAAUCGGAUUCUACAGUGAGUCCGAGCUGAGUUCUCGCAUUGAAUCUUCAAUUCCAGUGUGCUGCCUGCUCUCGCUCGUCGCUUCCGCUUACAAUGUGCACAAAGCGGAGAAGCUGAAGCAGCCGACCGUGCUGGCCGGAGUUCGUCCUGCCUGGCCUGUGCUCCUUCUCUUCGGAUCUUCAAUCUUCUGGGCUGUCAAGUCUCCGACAAACGUCAUAGACGCUGAUCCGCGAUUCUUCUUCUUCUGCAUGGGAACCGUAUUCAGUAACAUCACCGUAAGAAACUGCUUUGUAAUCGUAAUAUCCCAUUAACUUGGCCAAUUUUCAGUGCCGCUUGAUAAUCGCCCAAAUGGCGAGCACAGUGUGUGACAUAUACAAUUUGACGCUCGGAAUCUACUUGACAACCAUCGGUAUUCAGUUUACCACAACUGUUUCUUGAUCUACUCAUUCUCUCUUUCAGCCGUCGCCUUCUACAGUCCAGCUUACGAACUCCUAACACUCCGCCUUUCGACCCUUUUCAUCACUGCUCUCCAUCUUCAUUACGGAAUCUGUGUGGUCAGGAUUCUUACCAUCAUGAAUAUUCGAGUAUUCCACAUGUAUUCCAGGUCCGCCAACUGUGCCGUCAUUUCAAUAUUUAUGCAUUCGACGUCUCGUACCUCAAAAACCGCAGCAAAUAA
Messenger RNA from Caenorhabditis sp. 36 PRJEB53466, 1577 nucleotides. The record is from the annotation of a GenBank genome assembly. NCBI's taxonomy places the organism in Eukaryota, Metazoa, Nematoda, Chromadorea, Rhabditida, Rhabditidae.